UUUAUAAUAUUCGUGUAACCUUAAAUCACCGAUGCAUAAAGGAACUAUGCAUGAAGUUUGCAUUGUGUUUUUUGUACUAUGACAUUUUGUAAAAGUAAGCAUUCGGGGAAUUAUUGGACACUUUUCUCGGGGGUAUUAUUGGACACUUAGUUCUUGAUGUUUUACAAUAUAAAUUCGUGUGAUUGAUAUGUAUAAGUGUUUUUUCAUACAUAAUUUUAUCAGGGCUUUUGUUUUUUGUCAAUUUCCAUUAUUAUUUUAGACUUAUAAAGUUUUCUGUGACAGAAUGCCGCGUUAUUAUGCCAAGAAAGAAAAGACGAUUGAUUUCGACAAUAUUUUGGAGGCGAUUAAGCUGGUGAAAUUGCACAAGAACUCCAUUCGACAAGCUGCAAAGGCGAAAAACAUUCCAAAAAGCACUUUGGCUUGGCACAUUUCGAAUUUUGACAAGGCAAAUAUUGACGUUGCUGCUGAUAAUGUUGAUGUGAUGAAGAAUUUGCUGAAAGAACAUUCGACGACCGAAAAAACAAUUUUCAAUGCAGAGCAAGAGAGUGUGCUGAUGAAAUACCUUCUUGACGCCAGCAACAUCAACUAUGGAUUGAGUUUGAAGGAACUGCGAAAACUUGCAUAUGAAUAUGCUAAUAAGAUCGGCAUUUCGUAUCCGAACUCAUGGAAUGCCAACAAAGAGGCAAGUACGGAUUGGCAAUUGGCCUUCAUGAAACGUCACCGGAAUUUGUCAUUACGAACAGCGGAACAAGUGAGUCAGAAUCGUGCAAAGUCUUUCAACAAAGAGAAUGUCGAUGCCUUCUUCAACAAUCUGUCGUCUGUGCUCAGUGCCACCCAGUUCGAAUCGCAUCGAAUUUGGAACAUGGACGAAUGUCCAUGCCCGAGUGUGCCAACGAAAGUAGUCAAAACAAUUGCACCGAAAGGAAAAAAGCGUGUAGGAACAUCAACAUCUGCCGAGAGAGGCACAAAUGUGACUCUAGCAUUGUCCGUUAGCGCGACGGGCAAUCAAUUCCGCCGUUUUAUCUCUUCCCACGGAACAACAUGAAAGAG
Anastrepha ludens (Mexican fruit fly) is the source of this 1050-nucleotide messenger RNA. RefSeq lists its product as uncharacterized. Lineage: Eukaryota; Metazoa; Arthropoda; Insecta; Diptera; Tephritidae. The record is from RefSeq and is a predicted model, not a curated record. The transcript has 2 exons. The coding region runs from base 284 to 1045 and encodes 253 amino acids.